This is a messenger RNA of Cynara cardunculus var. scolymus (artichoke), 1932 nucleotides long. RefSeq lists its product as uncharacterized. The coding region runs from base 1 to 1932 and encodes 643 amino acids. The record is from RefSeq and is a predicted model, not a curated record. The transcript has a single exon. NCBI's taxonomy places the organism in Eukaryota, Viridiplantae, Streptophyta, Magnoliopsida, Asterales, Asteraceae.
AUGGCGUUUCCCCAAGAAAAAGAUGAAGCGGUAUCGGAUGCAUGGGAGAGAUUGAAGGACCUUCUUAGGAAGUGUCCUCACCACGGAAUCCCUCAUUGUAUUCAGUUGGAAACCUUUUAUAAUGAACUUUCUAGUGCCGCUAAGAUUAUUCUUGACGCAACGGCCGGUGGUGCUUUCACAGCUAAAACCUACAAUGAGGGGUAUGACAUUUUGGAACGAAUUUCUAAUAAUAAUACUGAAUGGUAUAACCCUCGUGCUGUCAUUUCUAAAUCUGCCUCGGUCAUUCAUGAGCUCGAUGCCAUUUCUUCUUUGAAUGCCCAAAUUGUUGCUUUGACUAAUUUGGUUAAAAAUAAUUUAAACUUGAAUGGGGAAAAGAAUCAAGUCCAAUCCAUAAUGUCUAAUUCUUCCAUGACUGAAUCUUGUGUUUUCUGUGGUGAAAGUCAUUCUUAUGAGUUUUACCCCGGAAACCCCAUUUCGGUAAACUAUGUUGGAAACCAUACAAGAAAUAACCCAUUUUCUCCAACGUACAAUUCAAGUUGGAGAAAUCAUCCGAAUUUUUCAUGGGCCGGAAAUCCGGGACUUCAACCCCCUGGGUCAACUCAAGUCCAAAACCGACCUUCGAAUCAUCCCCCAGGAUUUCAUCAAGGUGGUCAUCACAUGCAAGGUAAUCAUCACAUGUACCAAAGUGGACAAUCUUCACAAUCACAUGCRCCUAGGCAACAAAAUGCAUCGGAGGGUAAUGGUUCACUCGAAUCUUUACUUAAAGGUUUUAUAAACCAAACCAAUGCAACCUUGAGGAGUUUUGAGACCCAACUUGGCCAAUUUGCCAUGGAUCUCAAGAAUAGACCUCAAGGAAAUUUGCCUAGUGACAUGGAAAUACCUAAGGAACAUGUCAAGGUCGUGACUUUAAGAAGUGAUAAGGACUUAGGAGACUCUAAUGCCGAAAAGGAAAAACCCAUGGAGCCGAUUUGUCAAGAAAAUAUUUCACAUUCUUUUGACACAUCGAAAUUUCCAGUUUUGUUUUCUAUAGCUGAAGAAACUCAAAUUCCAGUUUCUGUUCCAGAAACAACAGCUUUGCCCAGUUCCAGCACCACCCAGUAUCUGCUUGGCACUCCUCACAGUGGGCAGAAACUGCCCACACCCCAACAAAAAAAGACCGGUCCAACAUAUUUAGAUCUAAGAGAUUUACCUUUUCCAGGUAGGAUGAAAGCCAAAAAUGUGGAUGUUCAAUUUAAGAAGUUUUUGGACAUCUUUAAGCAACUCCACAUUAACAUACCUUUGGUAGAAGCUCUCGAGCAAAUGCCUAGCUAUGUUAAAUUUUURAAAGACAUCCUCAAUAAAAAGAGAAGACUUAGUGAAUUUGAGACCGUGUCUUUGACAAAGGAAUGUAUUGCCCUUCUUACUUGCAAAAUUCCCCCAAAAUUAAAAGACCUGGGAAGUUUCACCAUCCCGUGCUCUAUUGGAGGGAAAGAGGUAGGUCAUGCCUUGUGUGACCUUGGGGCAAGUAUAAAUCUCAUGCCUUUGUCCAUUUUUAAUCAGUUGGGAAUUGGGGAAGUUCGACCUACUACCGUGACUUUGCAAUUAGCGGAUAGGUCCUUGGCAUAUCCGAAAGGUAAAUUUGAAGACAUCUUGGUUAAAGUGGACAAAUUCAUCUUUCCAGCUGACUUUCUAGUGUUAGAUUAUGAAGCCGAUAGGAAUGUUCCGAUCAUCUUAGGAAGACCCUUUCUUGCUACGGGUAUGACAUUGAUUGACGUACAAAAUGGUGAGUUGACCAUGAGAGUGAAUGACCAGCAGGUGACUUUCAAUGUGUUUAAGACUCUUAAGUUCAAUGGGGAGAUUGAAGACUGUUCGUCUAUUUACUCAGUAGGUGAAGAUUUAGAUCUAAGUUUGAUCAAUUGUGUCCACAGUGGAGACACUGUGGGCAUGGCAUAA